AUGUUCCCCUUCAGAAACAACGGGCCUGAUGUCAUUGAACAAGGCGAGGUACUCCCGAACCGCCGCUCGGCGACUCGAGAGCCGAGGCUCCUACCGCAACUCGUCCAGACGGAUCACUUUCCCAGACCAGCACGCUACGUCAACCCGGUUGACCCGACUCCGCUGGAUCUGCAGCAGCACUUUACUGGCUUGUCGUAUCCGGACCCGUUGGCCGGCGGUUUCGGGACCCUCGUAGGACAGGACCUCGGUGCCGGAAUCUCCACAUAUGCGGACCCGUUCCCGGGUACCAUCCCAACGGAACAAGUCCACAGCGACGACCCAAACCAACAAAACGAGCUAGGCCAGCUCAUGAUACCCAGAAAGAGGCAGCGCAACGACACGGCAGGUCGGCAGAGCAAGCGAGCCAAGACGGUGACACUGGCAGCAGCUCUGGGCAAUCUCCCCGAAGGGCCUUGCGACUUUUGCCUCAACCACAGACAAGGCCAGGCCAUGUACGCCCAGGAUGGGCGGUGCACCAUUGAAAUAGUCCAGGGCAGCGGCAGGGACGUGUACCACCUCGAGUGCCAGCACUGCGCCGACUUCCGGUUCAUGAACCCGAAGCGUAACAAGUCGCAUGUGUGCGUCGUCGACGACGACGAGUACGAAUACACGCGGUACGGCCUCGGGGCUCCGGAAGAGUACCCAGACCACUCGGAAUGCACGCGAUGCGUCAAGUUUGGGUUUGAAAAGACCUGCGACGCCGACACCAUCCUCGGAUACAAGUGCUCCAACUGUAGAUACGACUACGCCUGCAACGCCGCCGGCUGGGUGCUGCCCCUGAAGCGGCCCAACAAGCUUCCCCCCGUGCAGCCGUGGUACCGGCACGCGUGCGACCGAUGCCGCUCUCACGCCAUCGAGGACGGCAGGCUCAAGGAUUUCGAGAUGUGCUCGUGGUUGGAAAACCGCUCCGAGUGGGAGGACGACAAGGCGUGCUCCAGGUGCAUACGCGAGGGCAUGUCAUGUAUCGACUCGACCAACCUUGUCCAGGACCACCCAGAUGUCAAGCCUCCCCAAGACUGGUCCAUCGACGAGAGUUACAACAUCAUCUGGGACGUGGCCGACCUCACCAGGACUACGACCUGGCGAAAACCCUGCGACGCCUGCAUCCUCAGCAACGUCAAGUGUCAAGUCCAUCUUGCUCGCGCUAGUCACGCCUGCGAGCGCUGUAGCCAGAUCGGUGUCGGUUGCGUCAGCGACUAUGGCACAGAACGCACUUACUGGCAACGCACUUACUGGCCUCUGUACAGCCUCAGUCUAGUUGGCUUUGGUCCGCACAUGCCCUUUGCGGCCUGCAAGAACUGUCGUGUCAACGACCGCGCUUGCGAUCGUCAACGUCCCUGUGACUCGUGCGUCCUCAACGGUGAAAAGACCGAGUGUGAUGAACAUCAGCGGCUCAAGAAGCAAAACACUCUUCCCAGGCCCGAGGUCGGUAACCUCGGUCCUCUGUACUACCUCGCCAUGGGGUUCGGAGCUGACGGCGUCACCUCCGUGAAAAAAGGGGCCGGGCCUGAGGACUGGAUCGGUCCCUCGACUCCGAGAUACGCUGUAGGCAACUUUGAAAACGACGGCCUCGAGCGCUACAAGACGAUCCUCGACGCCCACAGGAACUUCCGACCUCCACUUCCGGCAAAGCCACCUCACGGCGCUCAGGGUGGUGAACUCCUCGCCAAGCAGAACAUGGGAAGCAUCAAACAGAGCGAGCUCCAGAAGAUGAUAUACGAGAUGUGGCCCGGCUACCAAAACCCUUGCGAGUUUGAAGGUUACCGCAACCUCAUCUUCCAGUUGGAAAAUGAGCUUCCAAAGAACCCUUCAGUUCAAACUGCAUCUUUCGAUGCGUGGUUCAACUCGGAUUCAUCACGUACGACUUCGGCUGCUCGGGAUCGACGACCUGUGGGUGAACCUGUCCAUCCACCCAAGCAGCCAGCCUGCGAACGGCGAGGUUGGAAGCCACCUACAAUAAGGCCACCCAAAAAUAAACAAUACACGUACAGUAAUGAACAAUCCACGUAUGGUUCUCAGCCGGAUGUUGUCGCCGACUUGGCUCAACGUCGGUCUGAACGUCAAAUGUCUGAACGUCAACUUCGGGCUGAGCGUCGGCAGCGCCGCUACGGUGAGGACACGUUCGGACGGUCCAUGAAGCCAACCGUAGGCAUUUCGAGCCCCCCGGAAGCGCCUGCAAAUGCUCGUCUGGUCAUGGCCCGCCGCAAGACCAUACCCUCAGGCCGCGCGCCCCAAGAUGCCACAGCCGUCGAAGAGGCUCCCUUCAACCCAUUUCUAGGCUUCACCAUGAAGGGGAAAACAAAGGUGCGGUACAAGACCAAGUCCAGCAACUCGCGCUGGAAGGUCUUUAACCCUCUCGAGCACCUCAACAUGUCCCACUGGCAUGUCGCCCGUCAUCAUCAAGACAGCAGAAAGACUCAUCCUCGAGUCUUCAACAUGGCAGAAGGUCAAAAACUCCCUGUGCCCUUGCGUGACGUCCUCCGCGAUGUUCCUCGCGAGGAAGCCGAACAGCGGAUCAUAGAGAGGUGCGUCGAGCCCAACGAUGGUGGUUUUGGCUACUGCAGCAGAGAAAACUCAUUUCGAAUAAAUUGCCAGAGUCGUGCCCACACCAACACGUCGCCGUACAAGUUCCCCGUCUGUAACCAAUGCCAUGUCGCCAGCAUAAACGAUUUGUUUCGCGAAGGAAACAGGCCCAUCACAAGGAAGGAUCUGAUCGGCAUGCGCGCCUAUCUAUGCCAUGACUGCGCCGGACACAUCAGCAGCAGAGCCCUGAACGUGCUAGACUUCCACAAUGCUGGGGCUCGUACUGUUCACGGUACAUAUGCCAAAUACGACGCGCCCAAGGGCAUAUAUAACAUGGACGACGAUCCAGAAAAUGCGGUCGAGUUCAGGAGAAACCCAAAGCCCGGUACUGGCUGUUUCUGCGCGGACAAGGUCCUUGGAGGUUGGCUCUGCCGCUACCACCGACUGUACUACGCCGAGGAGAUGCUCAAGCAAUCCAAGCUGGUACAUGAGUGGCGGCUCUCAUACUUCAAGAAGCCCGUCUGCCCCGGGUGCCUUGCCUACAAGCCACUCGACGAAGUCAACGUGUCGGCCGACCACCACAACUUUGAGGAGGGUGGCCCAACGGCGUGGGCGUGUCUGUCAUGUAGCGAAUGGGUUGUGAACCAGGAGAAUGACGAGCAAAACAGGCCCGAUGUUGUGAAAGGGGCCUUGAGGACUGCCGAGCGGAUAACUGAUCUCCUCGCCAGGGUCACCGAGCCUCCUGAUGAUGUGGAUAUGAAUAGCGGACGGUUUGUGAGCCAGGAUAGUCAAGGGUACAGCAGGACCAUGAACCCUGGUUUUCUUUCGACGAUUAUGGAGUUUGAUGGUGACGUAGAGAUGGAGGAUGUCUGA
Molecule: messenger RNA, 3435 nt
Organism: Fusarium vanettenii 77-13-4
Lineage: Eukaryota; Fungi; Ascomycota; Sordariomycetes; Hypocreales; Nectriaceae
Exons: 1
Coding region: 1-3435 (1144 amino acids)
Biological process (GO): regulation of DNA-templated transcription
Molecular function (GO): DNA-binding transcription factor activity, RNA polymerase II-specific; zinc ion binding
Source: RefSeq, a predicted model, not a curated record